AUGAGAAAGAUAUCUCAAACAAUAUAAUCUAGAAAUAAAAAAUAAGUAAAAGAACAGCUAUAUUCUGAUGAACUAAUUGAAGCUUUAAAAAGUGAAAAUAAAUCAAGUGAAGAAGUAGAGCUAAUUCGAAGUAAGACUGCCGGAUUAAGUUUUUUUCAAAGCUAUUAUGAAAGCAAACUUUAAGAUUUACAUGAAUAAGCUUGCUACAAAUUUAAAUAUGAAUAUAUGAAAAAAGGAACUAUUGUUUUUAGAAUUUUUGAUUAAUCAGAUAAAUUUUACAUUCUUCUGAAUGGUGUACUUGAAAUGCAUGGCAUAAAACCAAGUGAUGAAGAUGAGGUUGAAUAAGAUCUUGAUGUUCUCUAAAAAAAUUAAGGAUAAAAUAAUCAAAACAAUGCUGCUAAUAAUAACUCUGAAUAGAAAAAUGAAAAAAAAGAUACAGUUUUGUAUCUAUAAAAGAUAUUAAAACCUGGUGCUUGCUUUGGCGAAAUAGGUUUAAUUUGUAAUAAAUCUAGAACAGGUACUAUUACUUGCUCUGAAGAUUCUCAUUUUGCUGUAAUGGAAAAGCAAGAUUUUGUUGCUAUAUUAAAGCCUGUUGAAGAAAAAAAAUUGCAGAAAUAAACAGAGUUUCUUGGGUCACUUCCUUGUUUUAAUGGAUGGCCAUUUCAUUUCUUGAGGGAUGUAUAUUUGAAUAUAAAUAAACGGUAAUUAAAUAGAGGUGAUUUCAUUUUUAAGGAAGGUGAUAAGGCUAACUUUGUUGCUAUAGUUACAAAGGGUAAAUUCUAUGUUUAUAAAGAGUUUUUAGUGUAAAAACCUUUAGUUAUGGAAGAUAUAAGCAAUAAUGACUUGAUUAUUUAAAACGAAAAGCCUUCUAAAAAGAAGAAUAAAGAAAAGGUAGUAAAACUUCCUUUUAAUGUUAACGAGUCUUCUUUGAAGUAAAAAAAAGAAAUUAAAAAGGUAUUAGAGCUAGGUGAUAAAGAUUUAGUAGGAGAAGAAGAUAUCAUUAAAAACAGAAAGAGGUAAUAUAGCAUUAAAUGUGAGAGUACUGAAGGUGGAGAAAUCAUUGUAAUUAUGAAACAAGUAUUUAGGGAAAGAAUUCUUGCAAGAGAUAUAGCGCAAAGGACAAUUAUAUCUCGAAUACAUUUAAAGGAAUAAAUAUUUUAAGAUCAUGUUAAUCUGAUUGAAUAUAAUUUAUAAAAUUUCAAGAAACUUUUGAGGGAAAAUAGAGCUGAACUGAGAUACGAUAAAUUAAAGGAAUAAAGAUUACUGUAAGAACAAGAAGAAUAUUAUAAAAAAUAUUAUUAAAAUAGAAGAGGUUCUGAGUAAAUUCAAAAGAACAGUAGUUUAGAAGUUAUAAGUAGUAAUAAUAAAAAUGUUGAUUAAAGCUAAUUAUUCAUUAAAAAUUUGGAUAUUCUGAUUGAUCAAAGUAGUGGGGUAGGCAUAUAAAAUUCUUCAGUUGUGAUGAAAAGAUAAAAUUCUAAUUCACCUUAAAAAAUUCAAAUUUAAAAUGAGAAAGGAUCAUAGAGUCCCAUAAAAUCUCCUUAACUGCAGAGUCGAAAUAGCCCAAGGGAAAAAAAAUAGAUAGAAUAAAGCUAAACUCCUAAUUAAUUUUAAGAAUAAUUAAAUUAUAUUCCAAAUCUCAUAGAAAAAGCAAAUGAAAUCAUUAACAAAUCAAAUGAAAAAAAAAGAUAAAAUUCGCUUAACUAAUCAGGAAAUUUCGAAGAAGAGGCUGAAUUAAUGAAUAAAUCUAGUAUGAUUAGAUACUUAUAAUACAAUAGAAAAAAUCUAAUGAUGGACGAAAAAGGAAUUGGUAUUCCUUUGAUUAAUCCUUUAAAAAAUGAAGAAGAAUUAGAUAGGUAAGUCAGAAAGCAUCUUUAAAAGUAACCAAAAAGGAAAAACUAUCUUGGUGAAUGGAGAAAUGGAAUCGGCUAAAUGGAUAAAAUAUAUGGUGUACUGAGAAAUGCAGGCUAUUUUGACUAUAAAUUGCAUGAGUUAAGAGAAAAUAAAGCUAUUCGGAAAGAUAGUCCUUCAUGUUUAAAUACACCCUCAUCACAAAUGAGUUCUCGAAAUGAUUGUCGAAGAUAAUUAAAUCAUAGUCUGAAUUUAUCUUCAAAUAAAAUUUAAAUCGAUUAAAAUCAUAAAAUCACAAUUAAAGAAAUACAAUCAAUUGAUGAAGACAGCUCACAUAUCUAAAGUAUUAAUCUAAAUAAACCACAACAGUCUAUCAUUGAAAAUGAACAAGCAGAAUUAAAAAAUGAAAUUAAUAAUGUUAUGGAUUACUACUUAAAUUAAAGUCAUCUGUAUAGUAUCAGUAAAAAUGAAGAGCUAAGUGAAUAAAAAGGCUAAUAAGAAGUUAUGGGGAAAAAAAUAUUUUAAACUUCGAUAAAUGCUGUUCCAACAAUACCUAUGGUUGAAAGAAAAAAGAUUCCAUAACUUAAGCUAAAUAGUGGGAAAUAUAAUUUUUAAAAUUCACCAAAUAAGUAUUCCUCAAAUGGGGGAGCUUCUUCUAUUAAAAGUGGAAUUGGGAAUUCGGAUGAUCUUUCAAGCAUAAAUUACCCCUUAUAAAAAAAUAAAUUUACUAACUUGUCUAACAUAUAAAAUAAAUAACAAUAUUCAACACUUUCUUAAUUCUAUAAUUCAUAAAAUAUUUGUUAGCAUCAAGUAUUAACAUACAGAGAUUCUAUUAAUGCUAAAAGAUACAAUAGUAAUAACCAGCCAUUACCAGGAAACUAAUCUGCUCGAAAUUAUGAAUCAAGAACUACAACUAGCAGAGGCAAUAGAGAAAAUAGUAUAUCUCCUAAUAGUUUUACUUUGAAUUAAAAUAUUUAAUACUCUUCUCGGUAAUAAUCAAGAUAAAAAUAAAGAGCUACAAGCUAGAUAAUGUAGGAUUUAUCAAGACCUAUUACAAGAAAUUAAAUAUUGAAAUCAUCUACUCCUGUUGAUUAUGCAGAAAAAAAUACAUCAAUUUUACUUGAAGGAUUUAAAGAAUUUUUACCAAAGCCAUUUAGAGAGUUUAAUCCAACUCAUAAACCACUUUCAUUAAACCAAGAAAAGCGAGAAGAAAACGAAAUUUUAAAUUCUGAUUUGUAUUUUUAGAAAUCAACAGCAAAUAAAAUUCAAUAAUUAAACAGAUAUUAAGUAAAAUAAACGAUUUCUUAAUUUAUGAAUAGACACACUCAAAAAUAAAAGUUGGUCAUAGCAGAUGACUAAAAAAAUUCUGAAUAAAAUAAAUAAGUUAUUUUUGAUGAAUUAAUAGAUUAAUCAAAGAUAUACCUUAAUAAAAUAAAAAAAUAAGGAAAUAAAUCAAGAGAUUUAUCUUUUAAUAAUACACAUCGUUCUUACUUUUGA
Tetrahymena thermophila SB210 is the source of this 3345-nucleotide messenger RNA. RefSeq names its product cyclic nucleotide-binding domain protein. NCBI's taxonomy places the organism in Eukaryota, Ciliophora, Oligohymenophorea, Hymenostomatida, Tetrahymenidae. The transcript is spliced from 5 exons. The record is from RefSeq and is a predicted model, not a curated record.